UUUCCAUGAUAUAAGUUUGCUAAUAUACUGCUUCUGGUGUGUGUCUCUUUUCAGGCUUCAAUGCAGCAGUUGCUGGGUGCUUCUUUGCCAUUGAAACUGUAUUAAGACCUCUUAAAGCAGAAAAUUCACCUCCAUUUACGACUGCAAUGAUAAUAUUGGCAUCUGUUAUAUCAUCUACUGUUUCAAAUGUUUUACUUGGAGCCAGACCAGCUUUUAUAGUGCCAGCCUAUGAGCUAAAAUCUGCUGCCGGUUGGAAUGGCUGCUACACUAGCUUCAGUCUGUUCAGUCCCAUUGACUUCAGUACUGCUUCUCUUUGAGCUGACAAAGGAUUACAGGAUUUUGCUUCCUCUCAUGUGAACAAGGGAGAAUAUUGUGAACUGAAGGUCAUGUAUCAGCGAAAAGCAGGCUUUCCUCUUGUAGCAAUUGUGCACUGAAAAACUACAGUGCCCUUAUGACACCACAACAGUAAGCAAGACUACAUGACAUCUAUGCGAAAUGCAGCUAGCCAGCUACACUGAUGUAGAGAUCAUUCAGGUUCUAAGCAUGAGCAAGCUGGGUUAUGAUGGUGUUGUGGCACUGCUGGUUGCUGAUAUAUCACUUUCAAUCGGUCCUGACCAGAUUGAAGCUCUGUAUCAGUAUGCCAAAUUUCAGUUUGAGUGUGGUAACUACUCAGGGGCUGCUAAUUACCUUUACCAGUAUGGUGCUUUGUGCACAAACAGUGAGCGAAAUGUGAGUGCCCUCUGGGGAAAGCUGGCAGCAGAAAUCCUAAUGCAGAGCUGGGACCUAGCUUUGGAGGAACUCAACCGCUUGAAGGAAAUAAUUGAUUCAAAGAACUUCUCAUCACCUCUGAAUCAGCUCCAGAACAGGAUAUGGCUGAUGCAUUGGGCUCUGUUCAUCUUCUUUAACCAUAUCAGGUACUUGAAUGCUAUACAGACAAAUGCACACCAUCUUAUUAGGUAUCUAGCUACUGCAGUUGUUGUCAACAAAAGGAGAAGGAAUAUGCUUAAAGAGUUGAUUAAGGUCAUUCAACAGGAGCACCAUAGCUACAAGGAUCCCAUAACUGAAUUUCUGGAAUGCUUAUAUGUUAACUAUGUAGUUGUGGGCUUUUGAACAAUAGCUGGAGUGAUAUGAAACAUUAGUGAUGUAGUUGUGGGCUUUUGAACUGCUUCAAGCUGGAGUGAUGUCGUUGUGGUGCUUUUGUGACUGAUCAUCUCUGGAGCUUUUGUGAAUGAUCUAGCUAGCUAUCUGUAAAUGAUCUAGUUGUGAAUGAUAUUAUAAUUGUGAUGCUUUUGUGAAUAUAUAAUUGUGGUGCUUUUGUGUUUA
Zea mays is the source of this 1323-nucleotide messenger RNA. RefSeq names its product eukaryotic translation initiation factor 3 subunit E. The coding region runs from base 496 to 1110 and encodes 204 amino acids. The record is from RefSeq and is a predicted model, not a curated record. Gene Ontology annotation, molecular function: translation initiation factor activity; protein binding. The transcript is spliced from 7 exons. Gene Ontology annotation, cellular component: eukaryotic translation initiation factor 3 complex; cytoplasm. Lineage: Eukaryota; Viridiplantae; Streptophyta; Magnoliopsida; Poales; Poaceae.